Messenger RNA from Rotaria socialis, 714 nucleotides. The record is from the annotation of a GenBank genome assembly. Lineage: Eukaryota; Metazoa; Rotifera; Eurotatoria; Philodinida; Philodinidae.
AUGAUGCAGCAGUUCCUACUUCAAAUGUUGGCAGCGGUGUAUGUUUUCCAUAUUGUUACAGGGCAAGACACGAUUGCACCUCAAUUUCCAACAUGUGGAUGUUGUCCAUCGCCAUAUUGCCAAACAAAAUUACAGCCCUGUUCAAUAAAUAUCGACUGCGAAUGUUUGUUGAUGGCAAUAACAGGUGGAGGAAUGUGUGCGGAUACAGUUGUAUCAUGUCAAGAUUUAGCUCCGUGUGGAAAUGGCAAUAUGACAUGUUUGGUACCGAAUACUAUAUGUGUUAAUAAUACUCGAUGUGGUAUUCCAGUGUGUUAUCCAAUUGAUCUUGCAUCUUCUCAAAGAUGCCCAUCAUUGACUUCGAGCAAUUCAAACACGACUACAAACUCAAAGUAUCGUGGUAUUCGUGAAAAUAAUAUUAAUAUAUACUCCUCUGAACACUCACAACGAUCACUAUUCGGUCGCUCUAUUGUAAUACAGCCACAACGUCAUCAACACAAACAGCGUCAAUCACCACAACAACGACAACGACGACGACGACAACAACUUCACCUAUUACUACAACGACAACAACAACAAUUCCAACUACGACCACCACCACCACCACAACAACAACAACAACAAGGCCAANGAGGACGACGACGACGACAACAGCAAGACCAACUACAACGACCACAACGACAAGAUCAACUACGACCACCACAACAACGCGAAUAA